This is a messenger RNA of Aspergillus versicolor CBS 583.65, 1854 nucleotides long. RefSeq names its product putative trimethyllysine dioxygenase TmlH. The coding region runs from base 77 to 1591 and encodes 504 amino acids. Gene Ontology annotation, biological process: carnitine biosynthetic process. Gene Ontology annotation, molecular function: iron ion binding; trimethyllysine dioxygenase activity. NCBI's taxonomy places the organism in Eukaryota, Fungi, Ascomycota, Eurotiomycetes, Eurotiales, Aspergillaceae. The record is from RefSeq and is a predicted model, not a curated record. Gene Ontology annotation, cellular component: mitochondrion. The transcript is spliced from 12 exons.
CUCGGCUGACAACCUGACGAUUGCCUUGUCCAUUGUUCCCGCAUUUUACUAGCCAUUGCAAUUGCGCAGGGUGGUGAUGAACAGAGCACCUCUGUCCAGGGCUCUGAGGCUCCUGAGGCCUGCAGUUGCCCCCAGGCAGCACUGUCUCAACAUUGCCUCCCGAAAUGUAUCAACUGCUUUACGACCGAUAAUCCUAGAUGGGCGACCUCAUCUCUCAUGGGACGAGACUCCCCCCCGUCAACUGCUGCGGCGGAACUCUUCAACCGCAGGGACACAAAACAGGUCUUCUCAACAAAAUCAGGACUCAGAGAAGACUACUCCUAUGGGUACUUCCUGGGAUAGAUCUCGGAAGACCCGUCAACUCCAACAUCAGCGAACGAUGCCGAUACCGAGAAUUGCGGCUAAAGGUGACCCAGAAAAGUUUGUGAUUCUUCCUGUUUCGGUCAACUCCUAUGCUGUAUUUGGUAAAUCGUGGCUAAGGGAUAAUUGUCGAUGCCCAAAGUGUGUUCACCAAGACACAGCGCAGCGUCUUGUUGACAUUUUCUCGAUCCGUGAGAACAUCGAUAUCAGUGAAAUCCGCCCUGAUGCUUAUGGGACAACUGUAACAUGGUCUGAUGGGCAUGUUAGUAAGUACAGUUAUUACUGGCUACGUUUAUACCACAAGAACCCAAUUGAACAACCUAGACCGCCUCAUUUGAUGAGGUUCCGCGAAUUUGAUACGUAUAUUCCGGGUGAAGCUAAACCGCCGACGGUAUCCUACUCAGAAGUCAUGUCCAGCGACGAUGGGGUCUUGAAUUGGCUGCAGCAUAUCUACGACUGGGGUUUCUGUUUUGUUCGAGGCACCCCUGUCAAUCCUGAAUCCACCGAGGCCCUCUUGAAACGGAUUGCUUACAUUAGGCACACACAUUACGGUGGCUUUUGGGAUUUCACAGCCGACCUGACUUUCAAAGAUACUGCGUAUACCAACGAGUUCCUUGGAGCGCACACGGACAACACGUACUUCACAGAUCCAGCACGGCUUCAACUAUUCCACCUAUUGUCCCACACAGACGGUGAAGGAGGAGCUAACCUGCUUGUUGACGGCUUUCAAGCAGCGUCAAAACUAAACGAGGAGAACCGGAAACAUGCCCUGACUUUACAGGGUGUCACACAACCAUACCACUCAAGUGGAAACGAAGAUGUUUGCGUACAACCCGCAGAACACUAUCCCGUUUUCAAAGUAAACUCGCUGAACAUGAGUACUAUGUAUCAAAUCCGCUGGAACAAUUAUGACAGAUCUGUCAAAUGGGAUUGGACAGUGGAGGAGCAGGAGGCCUGGUACGAUGCAGCUGGCCAUUUUAAUGAAAUCAUUCAUCGACCCAACCUGGAAAUAUGGACGCAACUAGAACCAGGAACAGCACUGAUCUUUGACAAUUGGAGGAUGCUUCACGGGCGUUCUGCAUUCACUGGGAAACGAAGGAUGUGUGGUGGUUAUAUUAAUAGCGAUGACUUCCUUUCUCGAUAUCGCCUACUCAGAUUCGGCCGCAAAUCACUGCUUCAUAACCUUGGGAGCACGAAAUACUCUAAGGCAAAUCCAUACUACUACAUGUGAAGGGAUCUUAUGCCUGGAUCGAUAAUUUCGCUGAAUGGUUUAUGGAGGUAGUAUAAUAUAUCUGGAAAGUUUGGGCUUCUCUAGCAGAUAGAUCUCGUAAGUAGUAAGAGUUUCUACACUGGUUUUAUAUGGAAAAUCGAUACAAAAAAAAGAAAAUAAAGGGCUUGAAACUCUACAAACUAGUCCUUUUGAAAUAUUUAAGUCACGCAUACUUCGUUAGUUCACUCGACGCUGCAUGAAUUUGUAAGUCGGUCACGUGAAAC